AAUGAUAUUAUAUAGCAUUGGCAUACAGUCCCCGGAACUCGUCAUACUCGAACCGUAUCUCUUAUCGUUGUCCCUUAAAGUUUACUUAAAAUUUUCUUUGAAUAAAAUUAAAAUAUGAUCUACCUAAGUUAAAUUGAUAAAAAUACAGCUAUAUAAUAAUUAUUAUUAUUUUAAAAAAAAUUUCUCUAAAAUAAUUUAUAUAGUAUUCAUUAAAGUAAAUCAUCCGUAAAAAUGCUACGUCGAAUUUUUAUACUGUGUUUUAGCUACGGAUUAUUCGAUAUUACUUCAUCAGACCAAUUAGACACAAAUGGUAUUCCUUCAACAUACGCACAUUGUGGAAAUUUGCAGAUACAAGAUCAAAUCCAAUUAAGAGCAAUUGCUGGGACAUGGUUCGUAAUCGAAAUUUUACAACAUAAAAUUGAUGAAAACUACUUUCGAGGAGAAGUUUUAGAUAUGGAAUCUUGUCCUUUCAUAUAUGUAGAAUUAGAUGCUUUAGAAAGAGAUUUAAGAAUGUUGUGGUAUGAACCACUAAUUACUGUAGAAUAUACCUUCAAAAUUCAAGAGAGAAAUUCUCCUGGACAUUGGGUAUCGACUGGUGCUCAAAAUGUAACUCUUAAAGAAAGUGCAAAAUACAAUCAUUUUGCGGGUUUUGUUUACGUCAGAAAAGCUGUUGGUGACCACAUGGUACUAACGUUUUGCUCGCCUAAUACAGAACUAUACAGCGUUGUCUUAUCUCGUGAAAAAUGGCUGCCAAACAGUGAUUUGAGAAGUAUUACUAACAAUAUGAAUAAGAACAAAUUGCUGGUCACACAAACCAAACGAGCAUGUCGUAACUCUUCUUCGAUGAUUCACAGUACAAUUUGGCUUUUGGCAAUAUUUAGUUUAAUUCAUUUUAUCUUACAUCGUUUUAAGUAGACUAAAGUAACUGGUAGGUAAAUAAUCUCAGUCGUUCAACUAUUAAUUUUUCAAAAAUAUAAUUUUACUUAAAUAAUAUUAACUCAAUUUGCAAAUUUGUACAAUUAGAUUAACUACAGCGUGUAUAAAUAAAUUGUUGUGCUGGUCACCUUAACAGUAGUAACUGAUAUUAUUCUUACCAAUUUAUAAGAAUUGUGAAUUUUUAAUCAUAAGAGGAAACUUAAUUAAACUAAUUUAAUAAUGCAAUUAUGCAGUUUAAAAUUUGCCCCUGGGUCUGGUCAAAUAUCGACCAUAGUUUAAAAUUAAUGCCAAUGUAAUGAAAAAUUUAAUUAAAAGAGAUAUAAGACCAAAUACACUAUUCUAGAUAUCUAUAUUUAUAUUUUUAGCAUCUUAGACAAAACAUAUUUUACACGAUUUAUUUAUACAUUUUUCGCAAGCGAAAACAUGGUUUGAUAUUAGUACUGAUAAUUUUUUAAGCCCAACUUUUGUACCAACCUAAAUACACACAAAUAAAAAUAAUUAAUUAUGUAAGAUUUUUAUUAACUUUACAUUGUGUUACCACACCUCUAUUCAAACUGCAGAAAUUAUUAUUAAGGAAAUACUUAUCACUUGACAAUACUGUUUUUUAGUUUAAAUAUUUGUAUGCAAUUUUUGACACUUGAUUUUUAAAAAUAUUUAUUUAUUUAUAAUAUAAAAUCUUUUAUAUUAAGUAUAUUAAUGAAUUUAUAGCUAAGAAUUUUGUAUUAUAUAUAUUUUUUUUAAUUUAAGGUAAAGCUAUUUAAUUGUUAUAACCUAAUAAGGUAGCUGCAUUUGAAAAAAUAUUUUUUAUAAAAAUUAUAUAACACAUUAUGAUAUUUUAAGUUAUAAUUUAAUGUAUAAAAUUGUUUGUCUUAUUUUAAAUACCUAAAAACUGUUAUUUUUUUAUGAUGAUGUCCAAGUAAAUUUAACGGUUAUUUGAAAAU
Messenger RNA from Daktulosphaira vitifoliae (grape phylloxera), 1877 nucleotides. RefSeq lists its product as uncharacterized. The coding region runs from base 232 to 915 and encodes 227 amino acids. NCBI's taxonomy places the organism in Eukaryota, Metazoa, Arthropoda, Insecta, Hemiptera, Phylloxeridae. The record is from RefSeq and is a predicted model, not a curated record. The transcript has 3 exons.